This is a messenger RNA of Periophthalmus magnuspinnatus, 764 nucleotides long. RefSeq names its product DELTA-stichotoxin-Hcr4a-like. Gene Ontology annotation, molecular function: channel activity. The transcript has 3 exons. Gene Ontology annotation, biological process: monoatomic cation transport; pore complex assembly; cytolysis in another organism. Bases 109 to 663 code for a protein of 184 amino acids. Lineage: Eukaryota; Metazoa; Chordata; Actinopteri; Gobiiformes; Gobiidae. Gene Ontology annotation, cellular component: pore complex. The record is from RefSeq and is a predicted model, not a curated record.
UGGGACUUUUGGGUGUCAUGCAUUCCCCAGCAGGAGAAGUCAACUGGAGCUGCAGUGCUUCUCAGUCUUCACAGCAGUGUAACAGGCUCGGAUUAGAACAGCAUCAACAUGUCAGAAAGCGCAGAAGCCGUGGCAGCUAACCUGUCCAGUCGAAGAAAUGUAACUAUUGAGAUCACCAACCUCACCACUAACUACUGUCUGAUCAACCCCAAGGUGUUCUUGGAGAAAGGUAGCACUCCUAUUCCAGCCCAACCAACUGUGCGUCCUCUAAAAACCGAGGUGUGCACCUACAGCAAAGACAGCGGCAGAGCCUCUGGUGCUGUGGGCGUCAUGACCUAUGACCUUUUCGAGAAGAACCGUCAGGAUUACAUCGAGACAUUAGCCAUCAUGUUCUCCGUCCCAUACGACAGAAACAUGUACAAGAACUGGUUUGCCCUGGGGAUCUACAAUAAGGGAAAGGAGUGUGAUGAAGCCCUGUACAAAGAAAUGUACUAUGAGAAGGAGCCCAAAGGGUUUGUGAGAGCGGAGGCCACUGGAAGUGGAAUCACAUUUGAGGGGAACUACCUGGAUGUCAAAGCAACCAUGUCUUCUGUGGGCAAGGCCAUGAUGAAGGUAGAGCUCUGGGAUAAACUAUUCAGCCCACCAAUAGGCCAGCACCACUGAACACUGAAGGCUGUCUGUAAUCAGUGUCGUGCAUACAUGUGUCGUCCCAUGUGCAUCUGCUAGUGUAUCAUCUAUUCACUGUAAGAAUUGAAUAAAUGCAU